This is a messenger RNA of Physcomitrium patens, 2373 nucleotides long. RefSeq names its product CBL-interacting protein kinase 23. Lineage: Eukaryota; Viridiplantae; Streptophyta; Bryopsida; Funariales; Funariaceae. Gene Ontology annotation, biological process: protein phosphorylation; signal transduction. The record is from RefSeq and is a predicted model, not a curated record. Gene Ontology annotation, molecular function: ATP binding; protein serine/threonine kinase activity.
CCGCAGCAAAGAUCGCUCAUUGAUUUCACUACGUUGUAGAGGGGGAGGCAUUAACCACGACGAGCAACACGUAGAAUCCUGAAGCAACUGUGUCUCGUUUCCUCGGUUUUCACACGGCCACCGUCAGAUUGUCCCCGGCAGCUUCACACCCGUGGCCUGUGCCGGAAAUUUGCAAGCAUUUGUGGGCGUGGGACGUGCAAAUUGCGAGCUGUCUGGGCGCCGCCAAGAGAGACCUGUGGGUGCAUGUUAAGGGCUGUGCGAGGGUAGGCAGGCAGAUGGUUGAUGUCGCGAGGUAGGUGAGGGUGAGAGAUUGUGGGUGUAAGGUGGAGGAAUGGCACUGUGACACACGGCUGAUUUUUGAAGAAACGAGCUCCGGGUGAAAAAUGAAAAUGAGUUGCGGUGCAGGAUGUGGAAGCGUUCGUCAGACAGCAUGAGAAGAUUUGUGUGCCCAGACUCUUUUUAUUGUAUGUUAGGGAAGGAAAGAUAUCGCGAAACCAGCGCAAGACUGAGAAGGGUGAAAGUUAGAUAGGUUACUUACGUACAAGCAAACAUGACUACCGCGACACCAAGUAUCCCGGCUACGAACGUGGAGCGCACGCGGGUCGGCAAAUAUGAUCUCGGCAAGACCCUGGGAGAGGGCACAUUUGCCAAAGUCAAGGUGGCUAAGCACAUCGACACUGGCCAUACUGUUGCCAUAAAGAUUUUGGACAAGGACAAGAUUCUCAAGCAUAAGAUGGUUGAGCAGAUCAAAAGAGAAAUAUCUACCAUGAAGCUAGUGAAGCACCCUUACGUCGUCCAGCUGUUGGAAGUUAUGGCCAGCAGGACAAAAAUCUAUAUUGUGCUGGAGUAUGUUACAGGUGGCGAACUUUUCAACAAGAUUGCUCAACAAGGAAGGCUGUCAGAGGACGACGCAAGGAAAUACUUUCAGCAGCUCAUUGAUGCAGUUGAUUAUUGCCACAGCCGGCAAGUUUUUCAUAGAGAUUUGAAGCCAGAGAAUCUCCUUCUGGAUGCGAAGGGGAGCUUGAAAAUUUCGGACUUUGGUUUGAGUGCGCUACCGCAGCAAUUUAGGGCUGAUGGAUUAUUACACACAACUUGCGGAACACCCAAUUAUGUGGCUCCUGAGGUGAUUAUGGAUAAGGGAUAUUCGGGCGCUACUGCUGAUUUGUGGUCUUGCGGUGUCAUCUUAUACGUGCUGAUGGCUGGGUACUUGCCUUUUGAGGAGCCCACUAUUAUGGCUUUGUACAAGAAGAUAUAUCGGGCUCAAUUCUCAUGGCCUCCCUGGUUCCCGUCAGGUGCCCGGAAAUUAAUUUCAAAGAUAUUGGAUCCCAACCCUAGAACUCGCAUCUCAGCAGCUGAAAUUUAUAAAAAUGAUUGGUUCAAGAAGGGAUACACUCCAGCUCAGUUUGACCGAGAAGCUGAUGUCAACCUUGAUGAUGUGAAUGCUAUCUUCAGCGGUUCACAAGAACAUAUAGUUGUAGAAAGGAAGGAAUCAAAACCGGUUACUAUGAACGCUUUUGAGCUCAUCUCUUUGUCUUCGGGCCUCAAUCUUUCUAGUUUGUUUGAGACAAAAGAGAUUCCUGAAAAGGAGGACACGCGGUUUACAAGCAAGAAAUCUGCCAAAGAGAUCAUCAGUUCAAUCGAGGAAGCUGCGAAGCCCUUGGGCUUUAAUGUUCAGAAGCGAGAUUAUAAGAUGAAGUUACAAGGAGACAAGCUGGGCAGGAAGGGACAUCUUUCAGUCUCAACCGAGGUGUUCGAGGUGGCGCCUUCUCUUUACAUGGUUGAGUUACAGAAGAACAGUGGUGAUACAUUGGAGUAUAACCAUUUUUACAAGAAUCUUUCCAAGGGCCUAAAAGACAUAGUGUGGAAAGCAGACCCUCUUCCUGCAUGUGAACAAAAGUAGACGCUUCCGCUACGGCUUCAAAAUAAGCCCGUGCCGUGAAGUACCCACAUCUCCUCACUUGGCAUCUCAGUGCAUCUCCGCCGAUGUGGCAACUGGAUCAUACAGCUCUGUUGGACUUCGUGCACUCUUUAAACUUCUCAAUUGGUAAAUACCACUCGAAGUGUUGAGUCUGUCUUGUACAUAUAUAUGAUCGAAUGAUUCAGAAAAAGCUUUGCUCAGCUAGGCUACAAGUUCAAUGUAGAGAUGUAAGCUGAAGAUUACUCAGAGUAAGUCCUGGAAAGGAGAAGGUGGUAAACGAUUCUUAGUUUUCAGGACCCAUGGUAGGCAGAAUUCUCAGAUGGUUAGGCUGAUUUUUUCUCUGAGUCUUUUGAAGUAGGUUAGAUGUCCUUAAAGAUGUGGUAACAAUGUAAUCUCAAUCCUUUGACCCUGUAACCUAUUAUUUUUGGAAGGGCAAUUCAUUUUAUUUCAUCCAA